AAAAAAACGACACUAACAAUUGAAAAAAUUUACUCUCAUCAUUUUUUCCCUAACGCGCGAAACGAAGAAUAACUUCAAUAAGUUAAAGCUCGUCAAGUGAUGAACUUCAUUAAAAAAAAACAGAUAGUUUUAAAUUUCGUUUUUGUCGUUUUUAAUGAUUUUUAACAUCAAACUGAAAGGGAAACAGGCAAAACAUAUAGACAAAUACAUUAUUAAAUUUAAAUCAUAAUUUGAAUAAUAGGUACGAAAUGUUAUUUAAUAAUAUGAUAUUGUGUCAUAACAAAAGGGUCUUUGACACUGAUAUUAAAUCGGAUCAAAGUUCACGGGAUGUAAAUAAGGAAAUAAUCUAUUAACGAUAAUUUGGUUAUCUUGGAGGAAGAUGAAAGUAGUCUUAUUUAAAUUCUUAAACAUGCGGGUUGUAUUUUUGUUAUGUUUUUUAUCGCUCUUUAUUUCAGCUUUUGCUAGCACUGCAGUUCUUAUCCUUGCUCGUGGGGGCUCAAAAGGAGUUCACUUAAAGAAUCUACGUGAUGUUGGCGGGAAAACAUUACUAUCAAGAGCCAUAUUUGCUGCAAAACAUGCACAUCUCAAAGAUAUAACUAUAUCUACCGAUAAUCCUUUGAUUGCAUUAGAGGCAUUGAAGAACGGUGUCAGUGUUUUUAAAAGAAGUUACGUAACGGCGACUGAUUGGGCACCGUCUAUUUGGGGUGUUCAAGAGUUUUUGUCUCAAAGGCCUGAUAUAGAUGUUUUAGUUUUACUUCAAGCUACAUCCCCCUUUACGUCGCCGGAACAUUUAAAGCUUUCACUAACAAAACUUGAUCAACCGAAGCCAUAUGACUGCAUUUUCAGUGUAACAAGAAGCUUCAAGCUUCGUUGGAAUUCGAGUGGUUCAAUUGUUUAUCCAAUAAACUUUAACUAUAAACUACGACCUAGGAGACAGGAUUGGAGUGGGGAAUAUAUAGAAACUGGCGGGUUUUACAUAAUUCGAUCACAUAUUAUCCAGCAGGGAUUUUUACAAAACGACAAUUGCACGUUAUGGGAAGUUUCGCAAUUAGAAAGCAUAGAAAUUGACUCAGAAUUAGAUAUUUAUAUAGCAAAUAUAUUAUCAUUAGUUCUUUAGAAGAUUCCCUUACAG
Pieris napi is the source of this 1132-nucleotide messenger RNA. It is a transcript of the gene Csas, whose product is annotated as N-acylneuraminate cytidylyltransferase A. Lineage: Eukaryota; Metazoa; Arthropoda; Insecta; Lepidoptera; Pieridae. The record is from RefSeq and is a predicted model, not a curated record. The transcript has 5 exons. Gene Ontology annotation, molecular function: N-acylneuraminate cytidylyltransferase activity. Bases 380 to 1117 code for a protein of 245 amino acids.